This is a messenger RNA of Ipomoea triloba (trilobed morning glory), 951 nucleotides long. Its product is annotated as GATA transcription factor 16-like. Bases 262 to 681 code for a protein of 139 amino acids. Gene Ontology annotation, biological process: regulation of DNA-templated transcription. Gene Ontology annotation, molecular function: zinc ion binding; sequence-specific DNA binding. Lineage: Eukaryota; Viridiplantae; Streptophyta; Magnoliopsida; Solanales; Convolvulaceae. The record is from RefSeq and is a predicted model, not a curated record. The transcript is spliced from 3 exons.
CCUAACGGCCCAAACGUUUUACACCCUUUGAUCUCUCCUUCUCUUUCUUGAUUUCUUGAUACAUCACAUCCUCUCUCUCUCUCCCUCUGUUGUGUUUAUGUAGCCUCCAUUAAAACAAAUUUCCAUUUCCCCCCCCCCCCUUAUCUUCUUCCCGCUUUUCACUUUUGGGUUCUCGUUUCCUCAUUCUAAAUGCGUUUUAGUGGAUUCCUGCUGUGAGAUCUUUUUCUGCAUUUUUUACUGCUUUCCGGAGUGUAUGUGAUCAUGGAUCUGAAUGAGCAAAUGAGAUCAGAAUCGGAGGAGAGAAAUAGGAGUAGCAAGGACAAUAGCCCGGUUAAGAGUUGCAGCGAUUGUCACACCACCAGAACGCCGCUCUGGCGUGGCGGUCCGGCUGGUCCCAAGUCGCUUUGUAACGCGUGCGGGAUCAAGUACAACAAGAAGAGAAGGCAGAUGCUAGGGCUUGAGCGGGGGAGGAACGAGAAGGGAAAGAAGAGGAGGAAGAGCGGCGGCGGCGGAGACGGCGGCGGGAGCGCCGAGACAGCGAAGUCGCUUAGGAUGCGGUGGAUGGCAUUGGAAGGAGAGACGGCGUUACGGAGAUCGGAAAAGCUGUUGAGUCAGUUGCGAGAGGAGGAACAGGCGGCGAUACUUUUGAUGGCUCUCUCUUACGGCUCCGUUUACGCCUAGACCCGACCCGCCCGCUCUGCAAACCCUAGCAAAUCCCCAUACAACCAUUUUCCCUGCUCCCCGUACCCGUUUAGGCAGUAAAAACCUCUAGGAUUACUAAUCGAUUGACUCCAUUGUUAACCCUCAAGCUUAGUGCUGCAAUUGUAAGAUCUUUGUUAUAAGAAAUGCAAGAAGAAGAAGAAGAUGAUGCUGCUGUAAUAACCACUGACGGAGCAUUCAUUUUCUGUUUUAGUAAUGCUGCGAUCUAAUCUCGAAUUUGUUGAUUUCUUU